AUGCGCCACCGCUCCUGGACUUGGUAUGCCUGUGCUGUCUGUUGCCGCCCGUUGCUGCCCGUGCCUGUGCUGCCUGUUGCUGCCCGUGCCUGUGCUGCCUGUUGCCGCCCGUUGCUGCCUGUGCCUGUGCUGCCCGUUGCUGCCUGUUGCUCCCCGUGCCUGUGCUGCCCGUUGCUGCAUGUUGCUGCCUGUGCCUGUGCUGCCCGUUGCCGCCCGUUGAUGCCCGUGCCUGUGCUGCCCGUUGCCGCCCGUUGCUGCCCGUGCCUGUGCUGCCCGUUGCCGCCCGUUGCUGCCCGUGCCUGUGCUGCCCGUUGCUGCCCGUUGCUGCCCGUGCCUGUGCUGCCUGUUGCCGCCCGUUGCUGCCCGUGCCUGUUGUUGCUGCCCGUGCCUGUGCUGCCUAUUGCCGCCCGUUGCUGUCUGUGCCUGUGCUGCCCGUUGCUGCCUGUUGCUGUCUGUGCCUGUGCUGCCCGUUGCCGCCCGUUGCUGCCCGUGCCUGUGCUGCGCGUUGCCGCCUGUUGCUGCCCGAGCCUGUGCUGCCUGUUGCUGCCUGUUGCUGCCCGUGCCUGUGCUGCCCGUUGCUGCCCGUUGCUGCCCGUGCCUGUGCUGCCUGUUGCCGCCCGUUGCUGCCCGAGCCUGUGCUGUCUGUUGCUGCCCGUUGCUGCCCGUGCCUGUGCUGCCCGUUGCUGCAAGUGCCUGUGCUGCCCGUUGCCGCUCUACUGCUGUCCGCGCCCUUGUGCGCUCUGGUCUGCCUGCGCCUUCUCGGAACUCCGCGCGGCAGAAACAUCGCCACCUGGCCCGGAGUCUGACCAACCGUAUUCUGAGGAGCAGGGUAACCCGGGGCUUGGCAACGUCCGUGGAACAACCCCCUCGCCGCUGCAGCUGGCAGAUACUCCCGCAAGGCUAGAGCGUGCAGCGAAGCGGCUUCAACCGCAACAGGUGCGGUGGGGGGCUCAGUGGUCACAGACACGUGAACAUGAGCCGCUGCCCCCGACGCUUCCACCUUCCGCACUGCAUCCGCCACCAUAUUCCCCGCGCGGUCAGCAGUGGAGCCCUGGCCACGACUACCCCCGCCGCGCGCAUAACCAUUCCGCCGCCCACGACGCCCUCCAGAUCCAGCCGACUGAGGACGGGGCGGGGACUGCUCACGGCGGCGAGAAUCCCAACGGCCCACAUGAGCCUCGCGGCCCCGACCCGGAGGCGACGGCCGCGGCGUCCGCUGCGGAGGGGACCGUUCCCGCAGGGAGCGCUUCCCCGGCGACCUCUCAAGAGAGCGGUAGCGGCGGUCGCGAUGCUGAAUUUCCCGCUGAUAUUCGUCCCAUCGCCGCCGAGAGUCAUGCGGCUUGGGGGCGCGACGCGCAGGGGACGCGGGUCGAGAUCCACGACGCUGCGGGGACCGGCCCCGCUCCUAACGCGCCGGCAAGGCAUUUGACGCGACGACUAGGGGAGCACGGGAUUUCUCAGGAGACGCGUGACGAUCCGCCCCGCGCAGCGGAAGAGACAACCCGUGCUCACGGCGGAAGAGACGGCGCACGGGAGCCGACGCAGCAGGACGAGCCUGCACUUGGGAAUGCGGAGGCGCAGGCUCGGGAGACGGUGCUGGCAGCAGUGAGAGAGGAGCUGGCUGCACACAAGGAGGAGGUGGAUGAGCUGCGGCACAUGCUGGCUGUUAUGAGAGAGAGGAAUGACGCGGCUGCUGUGUUGGAGAGGGAGAGAGAGUUCGUAGUAGUGAAGGAGGAGUUGGAAGCAGUGAAGGGGGAGUUGGCAAUGGUGAAGAAGGAGCUGGCAGUGGUGAAGGGGGAGCUGGCAUAA
Closterium sp. NIES-65 is the source of this 1809-nucleotide messenger RNA. Lineage: Eukaryota; Viridiplantae; Streptophyta; Zygnematophyceae; Desmidiales; Closteriaceae. The record is from the annotation of a GenBank genome assembly.